AUGGACAAGAAGAUUCUAAAUGUUGAAGUCAUGAAACGUAUAGCCAGGGCCUUAUUCCACUCUUAUGUGAGGGGAUUUUUAAAUAUAGAGAAGGUACCAUGUCUCAGUGACAACUAUGCAUAUCUUUUACAUGAUGUGGACACAGGCACAGUUGGAGUUGUUGAUCCUUCAGAAGCUGUGCCAAUUAUUGAUGCUUUAAGUAGGAAAAACCGGAAUUUGACUUAUAUAUUGAAUACCCACCACCAUCAUGAUCACACUGGUGGGAAUGCAGAGUUAAAAGCAAGGUUUGGCGCAAAGGUGAUUGGUUCAGGAAUAGACAAGGAUAGGAUUCCUGGAAUUGAUAUAGUGCUAAAUGAUGGGGACAAGUGGAUGUUUGCUGGUCAUGAGGUGCAUGUCAUCAAAACUCCUGGUCAUACCCGAGGCCAUAUUAGCUUCUAUUUCCCUGGUUCUGGAGCCAUAUUUACUGGAGAUACUUUAUUCAGCUUGUCAUGCGGCAAGCUUUUUGAAGGAACCGCAGAGCAGAUGCUUUUGUCCCUUCAGAGGAUCAUGUCUCUGCCUGAUGAUACAAAUAUAUAUUGCGGUCAUGAAUAUACUUUGAGUAAUUCAAAAUUUGCAUUAUCUAUAGAGCCCAAGAAUGAGUUGCUCCAGGCUUAUGCCGCCCAUGUAGCCCACCAGCGCAGCAAGGGAUUGCCUACGGGCCUUUUUAGAGGUUUAAUUGUCAAAAUUGUGCUGAUUCCAACUACACUAAAGAUGGAGAAGGCAUGCAAUCCAUUUCUUCGCACAUCUAGUGCUGAGAUCAGGCAGGCAUUAGGUAUUUCAGACACCGCGAGUGAGGCAGAAGCCUUGGGUGUUAUCCGGCGAGCAAAAGAUAAUUUCUAG
This is a messenger RNA of Theobroma umbraticum, 879 nucleotides long. The record is from RefSeq and is a predicted model, not a curated record. Lineage: Eukaryota; Viridiplantae; Streptophyta; Magnoliopsida; Malvales; Malvaceae.